Messenger RNA from Fonsecaea multimorphosa CBS 102226, 822 nucleotides. RefSeq lists its product as uncharacterized. The coding region runs from base 1 to 822 and encodes 273 amino acids. The transcript has a single exon. NCBI's taxonomy places the organism in Eukaryota, Fungi, Ascomycota, Eurotiomycetes, Chaetothyriales, Herpotrichiellaceae. The record is from RefSeq and is a predicted model, not a curated record.
AUGUCAACGAGUACAGUUCCCGCGCCCCUGGCUGGGAAAGUCGCCCUGGUCACGGGCGGGUCACGAGGCAUAGGCCGUGGCAUCGCGAUCCACUUCGCGACCAAAGGCAUUUCCAAGAUCACCAUCACACACGCCGGGAACUCGUCGGCCGCGGAAGAGACUCUGGCAGCAAUUGGCAAAAUCAACCCGAACAUCACCGCCACCGCGAUCCAGGCCGAUGUGUUGUCACCAAGCUUUGCCUCCGAUCUGGUGCCCAGAGUGCUCCGGGAUCUCUCGACUCAAACCAUCGACAUCAUCGUAUGCAACGCCGCUUAUGUCAAUCCGACCAUUGUAGCGCCCAUAGCCACGGCUACCAAGGAGCUCUUUGACAACCUCAUGACCGGGAACGCGUGGGCUCCCGUGCAGCUUUUCCUCACAGCCCUGCCCUACAUCCCCCGAGGUGGUCGCGUCGUCAUGAUCGGCAGCACCGCUUCCAAGGCGCCGAAUGCGGACCCUGCGGUCUGCUACGGGGCGUCCAAGGCCGCGCUAGACAGCUUCACGAGGAGCCUAGCCCUGAUCUUCUCGGCCAAGCACGGCAUCACCGUCAACUCUGUGUCUGUGGGUCCAGUCAUGACGGACUUGCUGAGGGUUCCCCUCCAGCAGGGCAUGCUUCCGGAUGGGUACAUUCCAGCACUGGUGAGCAAGAACACGGCGGAGAAGAGGAUGGGCGAGGUCGACGAUAUCGCGGGUAUUGUCGCCUUUCUUGCAAGCGAGGAGAGCAGGUGGAUCAAUGGGAACAACGUCCCCGCGAAUGGUGGCGCCCUUCUCGAGAUCCAGGGGUAG